Messenger RNA from Lipotes vexillifer (Yangtze River dolphin), 2058 nucleotides. It is a transcript of the gene DDX51, whose product is annotated as DEAD-box helicase 51. The record is from RefSeq and is a predicted model, not a curated record. Lineage: Eukaryota; Metazoa; Chordata; Mammalia; Artiodactyla; Lipotidae. Gene Ontology annotation, molecular function: ATP binding; nucleic acid binding.
AUGGCGCUCUUCCACGUUGCGCGGUACGCGGGCCCGGAGACGGCCUCGUCGGAGGCCGAGGCCGAGGCCGAGGCGGACGGCCGGGCUCGCGCACUGCUGGAGCGGCUGCGAUGCCGGGCCCGAGAGCGGCAGCUGCAGAAGCAGCCGCCGCAGCAAGAACCCUCGGAGCCCGCGGAGGCCGCGCAGACCGCGCAGGCGGCGGGGAAGCGGCGACGGCGACCGCGCAGAACGCGGAGGCGCAAGAGCGGUGGGGCGCCGGGGAGCCCGCACGCAUCUCCCUGCAAGCGGCGGAAGGCGGACGACGAGGAUGAGGACGCGGGCGCAGGUAGGGCCUCGCGGGGCGGGGCCCUGGACUCGGGACCGCGUGGGGCUGACGCGCCGCCCCGCCCCCGCUUCUGCCGCGCAGAGAGCAGCGAGGAGGCGCCGGCGGGGAACAGCGUGGGCGCCGAAGCCGCGGGGUCGCCGGAGGGCCAGGGCGGACCGCCCCCCGAAGAGGCCUCUGGUCCCCCAGCCCAUGCCCUGGUGCUCGGGGGCUUCAGGAGGAGCAAGGCGCCAAAGGUGAGCGGCCCGGGGGAAAGGCUGCAGCGCUGGCGGGCUGACCCAAGCUGCAUUGGAAAGAGUGUCACCGAAGGCCUGGUGUCUAUUGAGGAUAUCCCGGAAGUCCACCCGGACCUGCAGAAGAGGCUGCGGGCUCAGGGCAUAUCGUCCUACUUUCCAGUGCAGGCAGCAGUGAUUCCCGCUGUCCUGGAGAGCGCAGCCAACGGGUUCCUGGUAAGCAGAGGCGGCUACCGGCCUAGCGAUCUCUGUGUGUCUGCCCCAACGGGCAGUGGGAAGACGCUGGCCUUCGUCAUCCCCGUGGUGCAGGCCCUGCUACGGCGAGCCGUGUGCCAGGUUCGGGCCCUGGUUGUGCUGCCGACCAAGGAGCUGGCCCAGCAGGUGAGCAAAGUGUUCAGCAUCUACACAGAUGCCACUCCUCUUCGGGUCGCCCUGGUCACCGGGCAGAAGUCACUGGCCAAGGAGCAGGAGAGUCUCGUGCAGGACACAGCAGACGGCUUCCGCUGCCUGGCAGACAUCGUGGUGGCCACCCCUGGCCGCCUGGUGGACCACGUCGAGCAGACCCCAGGAUUCAGCCUCCAGCAUCUCCGCUUCCUGGUCAUCGAUGAGGCCGACCGCGUGAUAGACAGCAUGCACCAGUCCUGGCUGCCGCGGGUGGUGGCCGCGGCCUUUCCCAGUGAGGGCACUAGGGAUCCCUUUGCUCUGCUCCGGAGAACGCAGCCCCGGGCUGUGACCGCAGCCAGCGUCUGCUGCCCCCAGAUGCCCCUGCAGAAACUACUCUUCUCAGCCACUCUGACCCAGAACCCCGAAAAGCUGCAGCAGCUUGGCCUCUACCGGCCCCGGCUCUUUUCCACGGGGUCGGUGCACGGGGGCCUCAGAGACUCCGACGUGGACGUGGCCGGGGACUUGGGCGGGAAGUACACCUUCCCUGCGGGGCUCACGCAUUGCUACGUGCCCUGCAGCGUCCGCCUCAAGCCGUUGGUCGUCCUGCACCUGAUCCUGGAGAUGAAUCUCUCAAAGGUUCUGUGUUUCACCAACUCCCGUGAGAACUCGCACAGGCUCUUCCUGCUGGUCCAGGCUUUCGGGGGCGCGCGCGCGGCCGACUUCUCCUCUCUCCACGGGCCUGGCGCUAGGAAGCUGAUCUUGAAGCGGUUUCGGCAGGGCGAGAUCCAGCUCCUCAUCAGCACGGACGCUACGGCCCGCGGCAUCGACGUGCAGGGCGUGCAGCUGGUGGUGAACUACGACGCCCCCCAGUACCUGCGGACCUACGUGCACCGGGUUGGAAGAACCGCCCGCGCCGGAAAAUCAGGACGGGCCUUCACGCUGCUCCUCGAGGUGCAGGAGAGGAGGUUUGUCCGGAUGCUCAGGGAAGGCGGGGUGCCCAGCCUGGAGCGGCAUGACGUCCCCAGUGAGCUGCUGCAGCCGCUGGUCCCACGGUACCAGGAGGCCCUGUCCCAGCUGGAGAGGGCCGUCAGGGAGGAGCAGAGGCAGAAGGCAGCCUAG